Messenger RNA from Coccomyxa subellipsoidea C-169, 1641 nucleotides. RefSeq lists its product as hypothetical. Gene Ontology annotation, molecular function: ATP hydrolysis activity; ABC-type transporter activity; ATP binding. NCBI's taxonomy places the organism in Eukaryota, Viridiplantae, Chlorophyta, Trebouxiophyceae, Coccomyxaceae. The transcript is spliced from 11 exons. The record is from RefSeq and is a predicted model, not a curated record. Gene Ontology annotation, cellular component: membrane. The annotation marks the transcript as partial.
CAGAUCCUCUUUAACAUCUCGGGGACUUGUCAGCCUGGGGAGGUGCUGGCGCUGAUGGGGCCAUCCGGCUCAGGGAAGACGACUCUGCUGAGCAUCCUCGGUGGCAGAGCCCCGACCGCCCUGACCAUGAAGGGAUGGCCCAGCUUCAAUGGGGAGAAGCUCACCAAGCGCGCCAAGCGGCAAGUGGGCUUCGUGCUGCAGGACGAUCUGCUGUACGAGACGCUGACAGUGUUCGAGACGCUGUACUAUGCGGCGAUGCUGCGGCUACCCUCCACCAUGACAUCGGCGCAGAAGUGCGAGCGGGUGGAGAAUGUCAUUCUUUCCCUCGGGCUCGACAAGUGCCGCGACACCAUUGUUGGCGGCUUCUUCCGGCGCGGCAUCAGCGGCGGGGAGCGCAAGCGCGUUUCUGUAGGUCACGAACUACUAAUUAAUCCCUCAAUCAUCCUUUUGGACGAGCCCACCUCUGGGCUGGAUUCCACCACAGCCAUGAACCUGGUGACUACUCUGUGCCAGCUGGCAGCUGGGGGCCGUGCAGUGAUCACUACAAUCCACCAGCCGUCCUCUCGCCUCUAUCAGCAGCUCGACAAGCUGCUGCUGCUGUCUGACGGCCACGCCAUGUACUACGCAGGCAACGCUGGGCUGGCAGCGGAGUGGUUCAAAACGCUGGGCUUCACGAUGCCGUACGGAGUCAACAUGGCCGACUUCAUUCUGGACGUGGCAUCCGGCGCAGUCAUAUCGCCCAAGCUGGACCCUGAACAGGCGCAGGCGCACCUCAUCGAGGCUGCAUUGCGGAAAGUCGCUGAUGUGUCGUGCAUGCGUUUGUGCCAGGCGGGCAGCGCAGGCGCGGCCAAGGGCAAGCUGCAGCCGGCGCGGCGGUGGGGAGCCAGCUACUGGACGCAGAUACACAUCCUCUUCGCCCGCGCUGUCAAGACGCGCCGCUUUGAGUCACUCUCGAGCCAGGACUUUGCGCAGUUUGUCAUCGUCGGCGUGCUUUCAGGGCUGUUCUGGUGGCAGCAGGGGCGGGGGGACACGGUGCUGUCGGCGCAGAAUUCCAACGGCCUGCUCUUCUUUGAGAUGCUCUUCCUGGCCUUCCGCUCCAUGUUUGUCGCCCUCUUCACCUUCCCCAGCGAGUUCAAGAUGAUGCUGAAGGAGCGCGCGAGCGGCAUGUAUCGGCUGAGCGCCUUUUAUUUCGCGCGCACGGCGUCCGACCUGCCGAUGGAGCUCACCACCCCCUCCCUCUUCAUCUUCAUCAUCUACUUCAUGGGGGGUCUGCGGCUGACAGCUGGCGCCUUUUUUGGCAACUGGCUGGGGACCAUGCUGGUGACGCUGGUGGCGCAGAGCUUCGGGUUACUCAUCGGCGCAACUGUAAUGGAGGCCAAGACCGCGCAGACCGUAACGGCCGUCAUCAUGCUGACAAUGAUGCUGGUGGGCGGAUUUUAUGUGACAACGAUCCCGGUUUGGAUAGCGUGGCUAAAAUACCUCUCCUUCAUCUACUACGGCUACAACCUGCUCUUGAAGAUUGAAUACAACUGGCUGUGGGAGCUGCUGGUGCUCUUUGGAUGGCUGGUCUUCUUCCGCUUCCUCAUCUAUGUUGCUCUCCGCUUCAAGACUGCCGCACCCCAGGCCAAGUCCAUCUUCUGA